This is a messenger RNA of Asparagus officinalis (garden asparagus), 1781 nucleotides long. RefSeq names its product WD repeat-containing protein 26. The transcript has 4 exons. Lineage: Eukaryota; Viridiplantae; Streptophyta; Magnoliopsida; Asparagales; Asparagaceae. Gene Ontology annotation, molecular function: protein binding. The record is from RefSeq and is a predicted model, not a curated record. Bases 13 to 1584 code for a protein of 523 amino acids.
AAAAGAUAAAAAAUGGAAAAUUCUUCUUCCCGAUUCUUGGGCGAUCGACAAAUCAUCGACAAAACCCAAUUCAUUCGGCUCAUCCUCCAAUCCCUCUCCUCUCUCGGAUUCUCCAGAUCCGCAUCCGCCCUCGAAUCCGAAUCCGGGAUCCCCUCGAACCCCCCAGAGUACUCCGCCAUCUCCUCCCAAACCCUAGCCGGCGAAUGGGACGAUCUCAUCUCCACCAUCGACUCAAUCCCCGACGUCGAUCUCGAUUCGAGGUCGAUCGCCCGGUUCCUGGUCUGGAAAGAACAGUUCUUGGAGAUUCUGGGGUUGGACGAGGAACAAAAUGGGGUUGUUUUGGCGAGGAAUUUGCUGUGGGAGAGGAUCUCGGGUUUGGAUUUGGACCGGAAGCGGGUUCAUCGGCUGGCUAGGGUUUUGAUUGACGGGGAGGGGGUCGUGGGAGCUGAGGAGAAGGAGAGGAGGAGGUUGGGCUUGUUGUCUGAUUUGGUGGGUUUGAUGCCGGAGAGGGUUAGGGUUCCGCCGAGCGGGAGGCUGGAGGAGUUGGUCGAGAUGGCGGUGAUGAGGCAGCUGGAUUCUUGCUUUUAUCAUAAUUCACCGAGGGAGGUUUGUUUGUACGAGGAUCAUGAGUGUGGUAGGGAGCAGAUUCCUUCCAAGUGUAGCCAGAUAUUACAUGACCAUAAAAAUGAAGUAUGGUUUGUACAAUUUUCAAACAGCGGGAAGUACUUGGCAUCUUCUUCUAGUGAUUGCACAGCCAUCAUUUGGAUGGUGAAAGAAGAUGAUACCCUGUUGUUGAAGCACUGUAUAAGCGGUCAUGGUAAACCUGUCUCCUUCGUGGCAUGGAGUCCUGAUGACACAAUGCUGCUCACAUGUGGCAAUAAAGAAGUCCUGAAAUUGUGGGACGUUGAUACUGGCAUUUGCAAGUUAACAUUUGGUAGCCCCGCUGACUGUGUAAUUAGCUCAUGUGCAUGGUUUCCCGAUUCAAAGAAAAUAGUAUGUGGCAGCAGUGAGCCCCAUAAUCGCAUAUGGACUUGUGACUUUGAAGGUAAUGAGCUUGAAGUUUGGGAAGGGGAACGGAUACCGAAGGUUUCAGAUCUUGCUGUAACACCUGAAGGCAACCAUCUGAUCAUAUGUUCCAGCAGAGAAAUUUGGGUACGGGAUUUCCCGAGGGGAAAGGAAUGGGUCAUCAGCGAGGAACAUUCUAUUACAUCACUUUCUGUGUCCAGUGAUGGACAGUUUUUGAUUGUGAACCUUAACAGUCAGGAAAUUCAUUUGUGGAGUAUUCUAGGGAAUUGCAAAGUCGCAGAUAGGUUCACGGGACACAAGCAGGGGAAGUAUGUAAUUCGGUCUUGUUUUGGAGGAUCAAAUAGCUUAUUCAUUGCCAGCGGCAGUGAAGAUUCACAGGUUUACAUCUGGCAUCGGCAUCAAGGAAAGCCUAUUCAAGUUUUAUCAGGUCAUUCAAUGACUGUUAACUCUGUCAGCUGGAAUCCCACGAAGCCUCAUAUGUUGGCAUCGGCAAGCGAUGACCGCACUGUUCGAAUAUGGGUUGGCAGCAGAAACCCUUGCCAGAGCCCCUUCCCUUGAGUUCUCUUGUGUGGAUAAAAAGUUCUGCAUCUGUACAUAUUUGUAAAAUCAGAGAUGUAACUUUUCUGGAAGGCAUGAAGAUUUUUUUUGUUGUACAUUUAAUUGAAUAAUGUGAAUUAUGAUUUUGCGGUAAAACCGCGUGAAAUAGUUAAUGUGUUAUUGAAUUGCUCUUUAGCAAGAUUCAUUCAAAUUUCAAA